AUGCCGCUACCCCAUGUGGAAGAAUCGAUCACGGAGUUGAAGCGCGUGUUUGGAAUGGUGGGGAAACAGCCAGUGGGUGUUGGUGUGCUAACAAACCACGAGGGCAUGUACCCGGGGGACGAGACUUUCGAUCCAUUGUGGAAGUUUCUACAAGAGAAAUCCGGAAAAAUGGGAGGCGAUGGGAGGGAGGUAGUCUUUGUGCACCCAACGGAGCCCACCAUCAAGCUCGACGAUGGCCGAUUGAUAAAUUCUCGACCAUCACCCCUUCGCUCCGGUCUCGGAGAAUUCUACUUCGAAACUGCGCGCGCCAUCUCCAGUCUAACAGCCUCAUCCACAUUCCUAAAGUUCCCGUCCCUCCAUUUCCGCAUCUCCCACGGCGCAGGCGCUUUCCCCGAUAUCUCCGAGCGUUUCCUUCUCGGCUUCCCCAACAUCUCGACUGCAGCAAGGGAAGCCUACAAAACGCGCUUUUGGUACGAUAGUGCAGGACCAGUGUGGCCCAAUCAGGUCAAAGGGCUGACGGAAGGAAUGGGAAUUCCAAUUAGUCAGAUGGUGUUUGGCACGGAUUAUCCGUAUGGCAUCGGGUUUUGGGAUGUGGAUGCUAAUAUUGAUGGGUUGGCAUGGGCGGGAGAAUUAAGGUUUGAGGAGAAGGAGAAGGUGUUUUGGGGGAAUGCGAAGGAGUUGUGGAGAGGGAAGAUUGCCGUGUUGGAUGCUAUGGAAGAGUAG
Messenger RNA from Alternaria infectoria, 723 nucleotides. RefSeq lists its product as uncharacterized. The transcript has 2 exons. The record is from RefSeq and is a predicted model, not a curated record. Gene Ontology annotation, molecular function: carboxy-lyase activity; hydrolase activity. Gene Ontology annotation, biological process: secondary metabolic process. Lineage: Eukaryota; Fungi; Ascomycota; Dothideomycetes; Pleosporales; Pleosporaceae. Gene Ontology annotation, cellular component: cytosol; cytoplasm. The coding region runs from base 1 to 723 and encodes 240 amino acids.